This is a messenger RNA of Heterotrigona itama, 1994 nucleotides long. Lineage: Eukaryota; Metazoa; Arthropoda; Insecta; Hymenoptera; Apidae. The record is from the annotation of a GenBank genome assembly.
CGACAAACGAGUGAAAAAUCUCGCACGAGAAGGGAGGGAGGAAGAAAGUGAAAAGAAAAAGAAGAACCACGGAGGAGGAGACCGAAAGGGGGUUGUCAAGUUGCAACCUUAACACAAUUCUAUUUUUUUCGAUGCAUCAGGCCGUGUGCCGAAAAUGACGCAAUCGAAGUGGUGACCGCGAGACAUCGCAAGAGACGACGCAUGUACACCUAAAAUUCGCUCUCUCUCGUCUCUAUACUGAAGGAAAAGAGACUGAGAAGAAGAAAAAAGACGGAGCAAAGUGGGGUGGAACCGAUGGUAGUAGAAGUCGAAGAGGAGUCUCGCCCAACGAGUAGAAUCGUACGAACCUUCAUCGUGGCCGCAGUGGCGGAUCUUUCACUCUGGUGCGCACGUUAACAAAUAUCACGACAAGACAGCCAGCCGAUUACGUGCGACGUAAAUUCGUUUGUCGAAUUAAACGAGAGUUUCAACGAGAGACAGAUACAUACGUAGCACUGACGAACGAGCCGAAUUUUUAACCGAAAAGGAAAAAAAAACGAACUGAAAGAGGGAACAAAAAUGGUUUACGAGAGCGACUUCUACACAACUCGACGACCCUACUCACGGCCUCUCGUUUCGUCCUACAGCAUCACGAAGCAGGACUACUUCCCGUGGGAAAAAGUGCCGUUUGUUCCACGACCAUCCUUGGUACCGGAUCCGUUCACCGUUUGGGGACGCAAGAAACAGGAUCCGAAGAAGGAAUUUUAUCAGUAUGUUACCCUGAAGGAUAAGGAGGGUGUUGUGCGUGGCAAGAAUCCCGCGAAAGAAGACCAUGCUCGUCAGCUGGUGGAUGGAGGCGCAGUGUCGAAGGUUAAUCUGGAUGCUGCUACUGAAUUGGCGACUAAGGGUCACGUUUUCGAAAAAGGAGUGCUUUCCAGACCAGCGACUACCAAAAGACACGUUACGUCUCCUACUCAUAGUAAUCACACCAAAAUAUUGAUGGCACUGCAAACGCCUUCUUGGUACCGAUUUUAACAACGGAACUCCUGGAACAAUCGAUCGAAAACAAUAAUAUCGUAAAAAGAUAAUUUACGAACUUGACAUGACUGAUAUUUCGUUUGAAUAUUUUGAAUAUAUCAACUUAAGCCUAAUUAGAUAAUUGUAGUAAUAGAGCACCUGUCGAACAAUUGCGCGUAGAAAUAUGUCUGCAUACAAUCUACAGAUUGUCUUUUUACUUCAAUAGGAAGCAAAAUGCAGAUCAAUGAUUGAGCCGUAUUUGCAGAACAAAGUGAUUAACUUUGAUACUUAAAAAUAAAUUUCCUUCAUAAUUAAGUUUGAUAUCAUUAAAUGAGAAAAAUUCUUUUGACCGUAAAUUAACAAAUAAUUUAUUUUGGAGACCAAUGUGAUUAUUUCAGGGAUACACGACAUAUGUAUUUAGUAUGACGUUAGAUAAAAGCUACGCCUGUGAAGAUACAUCCUAUAAAGUUUAUUUGAGUUUAGUUUAAAUUUUAGAUAGACAUCUUUAAAAAGAAUGAAUAUACUAUUCUGUCAAUUCUUCUGCUUUUCGUUUGAUGACUCGUAUUUUUGUAUUUUUCUCUUCUACUUGCAAAUUGUUCGUGAACAACGUAUUAUGUGUAGACAUAUGUUUGUCAGCAUUGUACUAAGUUUUAUUACUACAAUUAGUUCAGUGGUGAAUAGUAAGACAAUUGGUUUUCGUUGGUUUAGAAAUCUUUUUACCCUUCAAAUAAAAAGAUCGAAUACCAUAUUACAUAUUAUAUUUACCGAUUUGUCAAGGUAUUUUAUUUCGGCAUUCCCUCAGAGUGACAUUCUCAAGAAAAAUUCGAAUUUUAUAAUAAUGUAUCUAGUCAUAGCUCUGUAGUACUCGAUUCUCAAUUUCUUUCAUCUUAUGGUAAUCCCAAUGUUUUUGUUAUCUUUUUUUUUUAACAAAUACGAAUACAGAUACACACAGAUGUAAUUUUCCAAUGAACAAUUAUGAAAACUAUGAAUAGUUGCUU